AUGAGCCGUCAAAUCACCUCAGUAGUCCUGGCCGAGCGCCCGAAGGGCGACAUCGUGCCCGGGAAAACCUUCCAGCAGAAGCAAGGGCCAGCGCCGAAAGCUGAGGACCUCAAGGAUGGUCAGAUCCUAGUCGAGACGCUCUACUUGUCCCUGGACCCGGCGAUGCGAGGAUGGCUGGACGACGUGCGAAGCUACGUGCCGCCGGUGCAGAUCGGCGAGGUGAUGCGCGGGUCCGCGAUCGCACGCGUACUCGCCUCGAAGUCCCCGCGCGUCAAGGAUGGUGACCUCGUCACCGCGUCCACGGGUUGGCGCGAGGUCGCCAUCGUGGGGCCCAAGGAGUUCGAUUCGGUGUCGGAUAUCCCGCUGCCCAAGAAUGGCAAGGUGACGGACCUGCAGGGCGUGCUGGGCAUGACUGGCCUCACGGCUUACUUUGGCAUGACGACGAUUGGGAAUGUCAAGCCUGGGGAGACGGUCGUCGUCUCUGGGGCGGCUGGAGCCACGGGCAGUGUUGCUGCACAGAUGGCUAAGAUUGCUGGGGGGAGAGUCGUCGGCCUGGCGGGGUCUGAUGCGAAGUGUGCGUGGCUGGAGAAGGAGCUUGGGUUUGAUGUUUGCCUGAACUAUAAGGAUCCUGACUUCAGGAAGAAGUUCAAGGAGGCGACGCCAAAGUAUAUUGAUGUCUACUUCGACAACGUUGGUGGGGAGAUCCUCGACGCGGCGCUGAGCCGGGCAAACAAGAAAGCGCGAUUCAUAAUGUGUGGUGCAAUCUCCCAGUACAACUCGACAGAUCCAAAGGGGCCAAGGCAAAUUUCCAAAGUCAUCACACAAAGAGUACGCAUGGAGGGCUUCAUCGUAUUCGACUUUGUUAAGGAGUACCCAGCAGCUCGGAAGCAGCUGGCGCAGUGGCUCGCCGAGGGCAAGAUCAAGAGGCAAGAGACUGUCGUAAAGGGCGGACUCAAGGUAGCUGAGCAAGCACUCCUGGACCUGUUCAAGGGAGGAAAUACUGGAAAACUUCUUGUCGAGGUAAAAUCUCCUGAAGAGAAAAGCAAACUGUGA
Diaporthe amygdali is the source of this 1053-nucleotide messenger RNA. Its product is annotated as nadp-dependent leukotriene b4 12-hydroxydehydrogenase. Gene Ontology annotation, molecular function: oxidoreductase activity, acting on the CH-CH group of donors, NAD or NADP as acceptor. Lineage: Eukaryota; Fungi; Ascomycota; Sordariomycetes; Diaporthales; Diaporthaceae. The transcript has 4 exons. The record is from RefSeq and is a predicted model, not a curated record. The coding region runs from base 1 to 1053 and encodes 350 amino acids.